Molecule: messenger RNA, 1433 nt
Organism: Echinops telfairi (small Madagascar hedgehog)
Lineage: Eukaryota; Metazoa; Chordata; Mammalia; Afrosoricida; Tenrecidae
Gene: SELENOS
Product: selenoprotein S
Exons: 6
Coding region: 1-873 (290 amino acids)
Biological process (GO): retrograde protein transport, ER to cytosol; endoplasmic reticulum unfolded protein response
Cellular component (GO): endoplasmic reticulum membrane; Derlin-1-VIMP complex; Derlin-1 retrotranslocation complex
Source: RefSeq, a predicted model, not a curated record
AUGUUCGCUGGGCGCCUCCCGCCCGGCCGCGCUGGCGGCGUCUGGGCCGAGCGAGGGCGCCUGCCGCAGGGCCUGGGCAGCUGGCCAGGCGGCGCCGCACCGCCUCGGGCGGGCCCUCUGCUUUGUACAACACAAUCCUUUCCGGGUUGCAGGUCUUUGGGUCACACGACCCUUGACGUUUGCUUCCUACGCCUAGCAGUCUGUGGAGCCGCCUACUGCAGCAUGUCCCAUUCCCCCGUUUUCUGUACGCGGUUCGCUAGGUCGAAAACCUUUUGCCUUACCGGCUCAGAUAAACUGUCGACUGAAGAAGAGCCGACAGAACUUAGCUGCUGUGCCCCACCUACUUCCCUGGUUCCCCCCGACUUUAACGAGUCCCUUAUCAUGGGUUCCCUGCUGGCCACCUAUGGCUGGUACAUCAUCUUCAGCUGUAUCCUCCUCCUCGUGGUCAUUCAGAAGCUUUCUGCCCGAUUUAGGGCCUUGAGGCAGAGGCAGCUGGACCAGGAAACAACUGUUGUGGAACCUGAUAUUAUUGUUAAACGACAAGAAGCUUUAGCAGCCGCUCGUUUAAAAAUGCAAGAAGAAUUAAAUGCUCAAGCUGAAAAGCAUAAAGAAAAACUGAGACAGCUGGAAGAGGAGAAAAGAAGACUGAAGAUUGUAAAGUGGGACAGCAUGCAGGAAGGAAAAAGCUACAAAGGAAGUGUCAGAAGGCCUCAGGAAGAAGACCACUCUGUGCCUUCCACGUCAUCAGUCCCCCCCAAACACAAGCCCGAGAGAAAGCCCUUGCGCCGAGGUGGUUACAACCCUCUGUCUGGGGAAGGAGGUGGCACAUGCUCCUGGAGACCUGGGCGAAGAGGUCCAUCCUCUGGCGGAUGAGGCUAAGCAUCUUACUAGUGUCAUCUGACAUUAGUAUCGAGCCUUCAAGUCAAUUGCCUUACGCAUACUUUUCACAGUGACUAGUCACAGAAAGGUGGGGGUUCUUUCUGUUCUAACCUGUAUUUGCAUAUUUAAGGGUAAAAUCAGCAAAAGAUAUAAACAGUGCCACUAGGCAUUAGGCCAGUGGUCAGUCUUCUUAAUGAGGACUACCUUCAUUGAGUUCCAAGUGAUUUGCUAGCCGGGAUAUAAAGUUUUCCAGAUGAUUAACAAUUUUGAGAGACAGUGAUGACCUUUAAAAUAGAAAUCCUUUCUUGAUAGAACAGUCUCUGUGACAGGUUGCGUUGAAUGAAGUCUUCCUUAUAAAUGGUGAACUCACCAGUGAGGAUUACUGAUAAAGACAAUUAAUAAGGUUUGUGUCUGUAUAUUUAUUUUUACAUAGAGAAUUUUGUAAAAAGGACACUAAAUAUUAAAAAUUCACAAAUAACAUUUUUAGCACUUUUUUGAAAUUUAAUUAUGAAUUUGAAUUUUUCUUUCAAACAUUAAACAGCUUUUAUCAUUCA